GCUUGGACAAGGGAGAAAAAAAAAAGCUCGCCCGCUCUCUCUCGCUGCCGCACGGCGUCCCGCGACUGACUCUUUUCCUCCAUCACACAUUCUUCCUCUUUCAUCUCUUUUCCUUUCGUCACGGCUGCUACGGUUCUUCCCUUGCGCGUGUUUCGGACAUCGGCUGAGAGAGUUACGGUUGUUUUUGCCGGCGCCUAAAAGUUCUUCUUGAUUUCGAGAGCGUUCCAACUGUUUUACCACACUCCUUAAGGAUUUUCGGUAGAACAAACGUUCGGUUCCACGAUUUCACGUUACGACUCCAGUUCAAAGAGAAUAUUCUUUUCCGCUUCAAGCAUCGCUUCUGCCCCCUUGCCAUCUUGAACGCGGCGUGACGGCGUAUUGACCAUAUCUUUACUCGUACACCCUUCUUCCUCUUCUUUGGAGUCCAGCUAUUGUGACUGGAUAUCGGCUCUUUAUUGCUUCGUUCUCGAUUCUCAUUUUCGAUCGGACGCUCCAUCUCCAUCUCCAUCUCUAUUUCCAUUUUCUUAGUCUUGAAGCAUCUUCUUUGGCAAAGAUAGCCUAUUUAUAAUUGGACGUGAGAAACAUAUUACAACUUGUUUUUGAAAGCAUACAGCAAUUGGCAAUCCAAUGGCUUUCCAAAACGGAACCCCCCCUGCUACCGACAUGUCGGCUGUCCCAUCUCCCGCUGGUCCUACUCAGGACCAGGCCAAGACUACCCUCUGGAUGGGAGAGCUUGAGCCUUGGAUGGACGAGAACUUCAUCAAGGGCGUCUUCCUAUCUUCUGCCGGAGAGACGGUCAACGUCAAGGUCAUCCGCGACAAGAACUCUGGCAACGCCGGCUACUGCUUCGUCGAGUUCCCGACUCCCGACUCCGCUACCAAGGCGCUUGGCCUUAACGGACAGGCAGUGCCCAACAGCCAGCGCCAGUUCAAGCUCAACUGGGCCUCUGGCGGCGGCUUGGUGGAUCGACGCGACGACCGCGGCCCCGAGUACAGCAUCUUCGUCGGCGACCUUGGCCCCGAGGUCAACGAAUAUGUCUUGGUCUCGCUCUUCCAGGCUCGUUUCCCCUCGUGCAAGUCUGCCAAGAUCAUGACCGACGCCAUGUCUGGCCAGAGCCGCGGCUACGGGUUCGUGCGCUUUUCUGAUGAAAACGACCAGCAGCGUGCGCUCGUUGAGAUGCAGGGAGUCUACUGCGGUAACCGUCCUAUGAGGAUUUCGACUGCCACUCCCAAGAAUCGCGGAAACCACGGCUUCGGUCACGGACACCAAGGAGGUCCUAUGAUGGGCGGCGGUAUGCCCCAGCAGCAGCAGAUGUGGGGUGGAGUGCAAAACUUCCCCUACGGCGGCGGCGGCGGCGGUGGUGGUGGUGGCGGUGGUAACUUCAACCCGGCCACGCAGAUGAACCAGUUCACUGAUCCCAACAACACCACUGUCUUCGUCGGCGGCCUUUCAGGAUACGUCACCGAGGACGAGCUGCGAUCUUUCUUCCAGGGCUUUGGAGAGAUUACAUAUGUCAAGAUCCCCCCCGGCAAAGGCUGCGGCUUCGUCCAGUUCGUCCACCGCCACGCCGCCGAGAUGGCCAUCAAUCAGAUGCAGGGUUACCCCAUCGGCAACUCCCGCGUGCGUCUCAGCUGGGGCAGAUCUCAGAACAACUCUGGUGUGGGUACUCCCUACCGCCCUGCUCCCCCUCCGCCUCACUACAUGGGCAUGCCUGGCCCUGCUCACGGCGGCCCUGGUCCCAGCCCAUACGGCGGCCCUCACCACUUUGGUGGUCCUGCUCCUGGCCCCCAGGGUCCUUCAGGGCCUCCAGGUCCCGCUGUUCCCCCUCAGUUUGAAGAAGCUGCUGGACACUACUAGAGACCGGCUGCGUCUUUUAUCCAGACCUGUCACAGGGAAUUGGACAUGGUUUUGUCAACUUCCAUUUGAUGCUCUCUUUUCCUAUUCUUCACAGCCAAAUUGAUGGGCUGACCUGGGGCAACAUUGGGGCGUUGGACUGAUUUGCGUCGUUCGGGCACGUCGUCUUUUGUCAUUUUUUCUCACGUUGAAAUUACCAUUGCUUUGCGCUUUGACACGACACUAUGCACCCCCCAUUUUCUUGAGUCUCAAAUCACGACCGGCGUUGGAGAUUUCAGUUCUCUGGGGAACUGUCACCAGUCAAAUUUGAUUACGUGCUUGAUUUUAUGAUUCCCCUUACAAAAUUGAUGCCGUGCUUUGUUGCGUGUGA
Messenger RNA from Trichoderma atroviride IMI 206040, 2224 nucleotides. The record is from RefSeq and is a predicted model, not a curated record. NCBI's taxonomy places the organism in Eukaryota, Fungi, Ascomycota, Sordariomycetes, Hypocreales, Hypocreaceae.